Hemiscyllium ocellatum (epaulette shark) is the source of this 5381-nucleotide messenger RNA. It is a transcript of the gene aebp1b, whose product is annotated as AE binding protein 1b. Gene Ontology annotation, molecular function: zinc ion binding; metallocarboxypeptidase activity; DNA-binding transcription repressor activity, RNA polymerase II-specific. Gene Ontology annotation, biological process: proteolysis; negative regulation of transcription by RNA polymerase II. The record is from RefSeq and is a predicted model, not a curated record. Lineage: Eukaryota; Metazoa; Chordata; Chondrichthyes; Orectolobiformes; Hemiscylliidae. The transcript has 20 exons. Bases 507 to 3719 code for a protein of 1070 amino acids.
CAGCCGACUCAGCACAGCAGCAGGCAGACAGAGAGUGCAGGGGACAUUUCGAAGCGAUCAUUGAGCAGCAUCAAAGAGGGGAAGUUCAGUGAUUGCCCGGGAACACUGUGCUGCAAACUCCAUCCAAACUCAUUGCAAAAAACUUUCCGCACUAUUCAAGAGUGUUUUUUUUUAUUGCACUACUCAAAAGAGUUUUAUUACCGCAGAUUAAUCGUGUUCACAGACGAAGAUUAACCCUUCAGCAACUGAAUUUUUUUUGAGAUAAAAAGGACACACAACGUGGCAAGAAUUUGACAAAACUUUUGAUUUUCAAACACAGCCGAUUGGUGUCUGUAUGGGCGAAUCUGCCUGUCUCUGGUUUGGGAGUCUCGGUGCCGGCUUCUGACUGGACCUGUCCCGGUACCCACUGCCUUGCUGCCAGAAGGCAGUGGAACUCACAGCACAGUUUUUGUCAACCUCUCUCAACCAUUUGCAGGUCUGCACAGUCGGAUCCACACCAAGCCAGCAUGAACGGUGCUGUUCGAGUCCUCACACUCCUUCUCGCUUUGAGUAACGCUGGGUUCACUCAAUCCCUGCUCGUCCAUCUUAGCCCUGAGGAUUCUCAACUCCAGGACAGAUCGGGACAGGGAAAUGAGAAAACACCAGGCGCUGGGCUGGGUCCUGAUAUGAGCCCUCCUGAAGGAACAGUGAAUCGUGCAGAGUCCACCGGAUCAUUAAGAACAAUGGUCGCUGAGCAGUCUUCCAAAGAAACACCUCCUGUGAGAACCAGGAAAUUUAUUGGCAAGACAAACGAUCGCGAAAAAUCUCUUCCACUAGUAAGAAAGAGACGUGAAGAAUCAGACAGUCUGCCAAUAGUGACAGCUGAGAAAAUGACAAAACCAAGAGGAACACCCAAAAAAGCCAAGAAAGAAAAAAAGCCCAAGAUCAAGACUCCAAAGCCUAAGAAAGAGAAAAAACCCAAAGAGAAACCUCCAAAACCCAAGAAAGAGCGAAAACCCAAAGACAAAAAUUCAAAACCCAAGAAAGAGAAAAACCCCAAAGAAAAGCUGCCAAAAUCUGAGAAAGCAAAGAAACCCAAGAAACCAGUUGAAAAACUUGAGCCCACAAAGGAACCUUUGCAUGAAGAAGAAAAGCCUCAGCUACCUUCACAAGAACUGGAAGAAAAGCCUCAGCUACCUUCACAAGAAGAGGAAGAAAAGUCUCAGCCGCUGGAAGAACACCAGGAAAUUCCUACUGAGCCUGUCACAGAAAUGAUGGAAGAAAUUGUCACAGGCCUGGAAAUGUUUGAAUAUGACCUGUGGCCAACUGAACCACCUGCCAAGCCAUUCACACCACCACCUUAUGUUGAAUACGACAUUGAGGAGAAGGAAAUCAUCGAAGAGAAAACUGCUGAACCUACGGAAGCUGCAGAAGUCCCAACUGAGUCAUUUGGAGAGAAUUAUGAUUAUGGAAUAGAUGAACAUGUGGAUGAAUAUGGGUGGAGCACACCAGAUGAGAAAGAUUAUGACACAACACUCGAUGAGGAGCUAGAAUUUGAGUUGGAGAUUGAUGAACUUGAACCAGAUGAAUAUGGAGAGUUGCAACCAAAAGAGCCCUAUCUUGAUGAAAUAUACGACUAUGAAGAUCUCGGGGAGGCAUAUACUUGGAAUGAAGAAGACUUUAUCCCCAAGAAACCUGAUGGGAGGAUUCCAGAGGAGACAGACCCAGACGAGUAUUUACCACCACUGGGAAAAAAAUGCCCUCCUCUGGGUCUUGAGUCCCAUCAAGUAGCUGAUGAACAAUUGACAGCAUCUUCUUUUCUGAGAUAUGGAUUAGGUCCACAACGUAUUCGAUUGAAUAUCCAGGCAGGUGAUGAGGAUGAAGAUGAAGAGGAUUAUUAUGAUGGGGCUUGGUGCCCUCAAACAGAGGACCAGUCACAGUGGAUUGAAGUCGAUGCCAGAAAAUUGAUUGAAUUCAGUGGAGUGAUUACCCAGGGCCGAGAUUCACUGCUGCACAAUGACUGGGUGAGUUCAUUCUAUGUGCAAUUCAGCAACGACAGCCGUACCUGGAUGACGUACACAGAUGGAUAUUAUGAUUGGCUAUUUUAUGGGAAUGUGGAUACUGACACUCCAGUUAUGAAUGAAUUUCCAGAAACCGUUGUUGCUCGCUUCAUCCGAAUUAAUCCACAAACCUGGAAUGGAAGUCUGUGCAUGAGAAUGGAGGUACUCGGCUGUCCAGUGUCAGAUUCCAAUCAAUAUGAACCCAAUGAACUGAGUCCCGAAGAAGGUCUUGAUUUCAGGCAUCAUAACUACAAGGAUAUGCGACAGCUGAUGAAGAUUGUGAAUGAACAAUGCCCAAAUAUUACGAAGAUUUACAACAUUGGGAGAAGCUCCCAAGGACUGAAGAUCUAUGCCAUGGAAUUAUCAGAUAAUCCAGGAGAGCAUGAACCUGGGGAGCCUGAAUUUCAUUACACAGCUGGGAUGCAUGGGAAUGAAGCAUUAGGCCGGGAGUUACUACUGCUACUAAUGCAAUUCCUGUGUAAGGAAUACAUCUAUGGAAAUCCCCGGAUCACACGUAUAAUCGAUAGCACAAGGAUACACCUUGUACCCUCUCUCAAUCCAGAUGGUUAUGAACUGGCUAAUGAAAUAGGGUCAGAACUCAGCAGCUGGGCACUGGGACACUGGACAGAAGAAGGACAUGACCUCAGUGACAACUUUCCAGACCUCACCUCAAUGAUGUGGGGCGCAAAAGACCAAACAAGAGGUGCUCGAAAAGCCAUCACUCAGCACCUUCCAAUACCAGAAGAAUACCAAGCAGAAGAAAGCGCGGUUGCGGUGGAAACACGUGCUAUCAUAACAUGGUUAGAAAAAACCCCUUUUGUCCUUGGCGCCAAUUUCCUUGGAGGGGAACAAGUGGUGACUUUCCCAUUCAACCUGGGCAAACCUCAAGAGGAGGAGGAGGAGGAGGAGGAAGAUGUGAGGCGAAGGCUACAGAGCAGAGACGAUUAUGAGGAAGAUGAAGGCGAAAAGAUACGUUACAUGGAAACACCAGAUGAUGCAAUAUUCCAAUGGCUAGCUAUUUCUUAUGCUUCUGCACAUCUUACUAUGACAGAAACAUAUCGAGGCAAAUGUCACACAGAUGAUUUUACCAAUGGCUUUGGAAUCAUCAAUGGGGGUGCAUGGCACUCAGCUGUUGGCACCAUGAAUGAUUUCACCUAUCUGCACACAAACUGUUUCCAGCUCUCCAUUUAUGUCGGGUGUGAUAAAUUCCCUCACGAGAGUCAAUUGGCAAAGGAAUGGGAGAACAACCAGGAGGCACUGCUCUUUUUUAUGGAACAGGUCCAUCGUGGCAUCAAAGGAUUUGUUCGAGACUUGGAAGGAAAUGCAAUUGCAAAUGCAACAGUGUCAACAGAAGGGAUAAACCAUGACGUACUAACAGCAACUGAUGGGGACUACUGGCGAAUAUUGAAUCCUGGUGACUAUCGCAUCACUGUGAAAGCAGAGGGUUAUGCACCUAGUACACGGGUAUGUCAUGUGGGAUACGAGAAUGAGGCCACCGAGUGCAACUUUAAUUUACGCAAAUCCAACUGGCACAGAAUUCAGCAAAUCAUGGAAGAAUUUGGACGCAAGCCCAUCAAUGUGCUGUUGACCCGGGGAAGAAGAGUAAAGAAGAUCCGGAAGAUUCGGGUGCGUGCUGGACACCGGAAACAGCACCAAAACCAGACGCAGACUUCAAAAUAGACCAUCUAUUCCCUUACAUGUCAUGUGGAUAAACAGUCUUUGUGUUAUAAGACAGAGGCUCUGUGAUUCAUAAACACAUGCUUGUAGAAAUCAGUCACAUAACAGUGAGAACAAGAUUAUGAAUUACUGUCCAUUAAGUUUCAUGAGAGUUUGUAUCAUACCUAAAACCUAAGUUUUAAAGAGUACGUCCACAGCCAUAGUCCAACACCUCUCCAAACAGAUAGAGAGUGUUAUCUGGGUCGACACCACAUCUUCGGUGCAAUCCAAUGGCUCCCAACAUUAGAACCAAAGCACACCCAUACAAACAACUGCUCAGGAGAGGGACAUGAGAACCACAGCCUCCAUUGGCUUCCCUUGCUCAAUCAUGUAUUUCAAGUUUGUGUCCCAGAAAGAUUACUCCACGAGAAUAUACAAUUGUUCCUGAAACAAAACUAACCUGAUACAGGAUUUGAAAUCAAUUUACUUGAUGCAACAGUUCGAUUGAAGACAAAUCUUAAAAACCCCAUGCCCAACCCUUACAAACUUCAUGACCGAACUGAAACCAUACGAGGCUCCACAAAGUUUCAAAGCACUUACUUCACAUGGGAAGCCAAAACUUAAAACCCAUGGACCUAAGGCACAAGAGUUAUUGCUUCAGAUUCAAAGCUGGAGUCACAGGGUUCGAUUUUAAAAAGAAAAGAGUUGAUUUAUCAACACAUGAAAUAGCAAAUUGGCUUCGGAGACGAGUUAAGUCAGAGUUAAAUAACGAGAAAGCUUUCAUUCACGUAUCUCUAAAAUGGAUACUCAUUUCAAGAGCAACCCACAGAUCACUGCUGAAUAGACUUGCCCCUUUGUUGUACUCAGCAGACUGGGAUAUUGUUAACAAAAUGCUUGUUAUGUGAAUAUUGAAUCAUAACACACUUCCUUCUAAAAAAUUGAGCAGAUAAACAAAAUAGAACUGGCACUCCCACAGCAGCAAACACACGUGUAGACAUUUCAGUCUUCUCUGGUAAACAGCUUCCAAGGUGCUUAUUCUCACCACGCAUUACCCUCUGAUAUGAAACUCUACAUCACCAAAUCAUUCAUGAUCUUGCAAAGAAACAUGAUUAAUCCUUGCUUCAAUAAACAGAACAAUCUAUUUAAUAAAAUUUUAGAUUCUACCACUACUCCAAAUGCAGAAAUUAUCUUCAGGAUAUCACAGCAGCUGUGACUAUAUUAAGGUUAAACAUAGAAAACUACAGAGUCAAGUUCUACAUUUGAUUAAAAAAAUGCAUCUUAGUUUUCAUCUAAAUGUACACUACUUGCAACCUAACCUGUUCAGUGACUUGCAAAUUUCAACAAUGCAUGUUCGACAACAAACUUUUACUCCUGGUUUUUAAAAAGCAAAUGUUUAGAGUUGUGUUGAUUGAUUUGACGCUGAACCAGUGAACAUGAAAGUUUUAACAGUGGUGUUCAACUUCACUUUGGGAUUUUUGGUGGAAAGAUUUUCUUUGAGACAGCUCUAUUUAAUAUUGCAAUUAGAUUUGUUUUGUUGUGCUAAUGUUAUAGAGAACAUUUAUUUUAAAAAUAUUGGAAAAGCAAUAUUCUAAAGAAUUGUUCUGCCCUUUCAAUGAAGAGUUCCUUUAUGUCUUAAAGUUUCUCAACCUAUUUUUGCAGAAUAAACAACAGCAAAGAAUUAACUCA